Messenger RNA from Ascochyta rabiei, 1527 nucleotides. RefSeq lists its product as uncharacterized. The record is from RefSeq and is a predicted model, not a curated record. NCBI's taxonomy places the organism in Eukaryota, Fungi, Ascomycota, Dothideomycetes, Pleosporales, Didymellaceae. The transcript has a single exon. The coding region runs from base 1 to 1527 and encodes 508 amino acids.
AUGUUACUCAAAAGCCAAGCUCUGUUCCUACUCUCCUCUCCCGUCCUGUCCGCAAACAGUUAUCCCACUGUAUCAAAUUGCGUUGCGAGCGCACUAUCAACGCCAAGUGUAUAUGGAGCCUCUGUUCUUACCAUCGAUGCUGUUGAAUCGACGCUUGAGUCCACAUCCAUCAGCUUCUGCAAUGUGACACUCACUUACACCCAUCCGGGUCAGGACGAUCUCAUCAAGGUUUGGCUCGGACUCCCAAGCGCAUGGAAUGGCAGAUUCCAGGGUGUAGGAGGGGGUGGCUGGGCUACUGGAUCCCCAUCUGAGAUGGUCCCGGCCAUCUCGCGAGGCUACGCCGCCGUCUCCACAGAUGGAGGUCAUGAUGCUCUCGGCCAGACUGCGGACUACUGGGCGCUCUUGAGCCCAGGCAACGUCAACCUGUAUGCUCUUCAAAAUUUCGCGUCGGUAGCACUCAACGACAUGACCGUUCUUGGCAAGCAGCUGACGGAGGCCUACUAUGGCAAGCCGAUCUCGAAAUCGUACUGGUCGGGCUGUUCCACUGGAGGCAGACAGGGUCUUAUGAUGGCUCAGCGGUAUCCGGAUGCCUACGAUGGCAUAUUAGCGCAAGCACCAGCAGUCAAUUGGGCCGAGUUUAUUCCUGUCAUGUUCUGGCCUCAGUUCAUUAUGCACAAGCUUGGAUAUUUUCCCAAUCAGUGUGAGCUCGAUUCAAUCACUGCUGCAGCAAUUAGUGCGUGUGAUGAGCUAGACGGGUUCAAAGAUGGUAUUGUGGGAUUGACAGGCUCGUGCGAUUUCGACCCCAGCACUGUUGUUGGCCAACAGUACACUUGUGGAAACAUCACGGGUUCAAUCUCGUUCGAAGCUGCGGAAAUCGCCAGAGCCACCUGGACGGGAGCCACAGAUGGGAAAGGGAAUGUGCAAUGGCCUGGUAUCGCUCUCGGCGCGCCCUUGAGCGCUAUUGCAGGUACCACCUGUGACCGGGACGGUAGAAAUUGCACUGGGUCACCGUUUCUGAUCUCGGCAGAUUGGCAUAGACUCUUCAUCCAGAAGGACCCUGCCUUUGACCUGUACAACUACACUCAAGCUGCGUGGGAUGCAGCUUUCCACGCCUCGGUACAGCAGUACACGUCUAUUAUCGGCACUAGUGAUCCUGAUCUAUCCGAAUUCAAGAACGCGGGCGGCAAGAUGAUCACAUGGCAUGGCAUGACCGAUCAGUUGAUUCCGUUCAACGGCACAAUCAACUAUUAUGACCGCGUGCUAGCUCUAGAUGCGAACGCGACGGAUUUCUACCGCAUUUACCUGGCGCCAGGAGUCGACCAUUGCAGCGGAGGUGUAGGUGCUGCGCCAACCGAUCCUCUGGGUGCGCUGGUAUCGUGGGUGGAGAACGGCGACGUACCGCAGAUAUUGGCUGCUAGCCGUACCGUGAACGGGUCGAUGUGGAAGCAGGAGCUGUGCUUGUAUCCGCUAUCGUCGAUCUACAAAGGAGGCGACCCGUCGGAUGCGGCAUCGUACAGCUGCGUGUGA